Molecule: messenger RNA, 2235 nt
Organism: Agrilus planipennis (emerald ash borer)
Lineage: Eukaryota; Metazoa; Arthropoda; Insecta; Coleoptera; Buprestidae
Gene: Scp1
Product: sarcoplasmic calcium-binding protein 1
Exons: 4
Coding region: 231-839 (202 amino acids)
Molecular function (GO): calcium ion binding
Source: RefSeq, a predicted model, not a curated record
CCUGGGUCGGACGCUAGCCUCUCGGCCGUCGGGACGUCUAAAAUAGACGACCCGGCCAUCGUCUUUGCCGGUUGCGCCUUUCAACCGAUUUCAAAUAUUUCAAAACGAAAUAACUACAGAUACAUACGUGCGUUAGUUUCGAACGCGCCAUAAUUGCCCUAUCGAGUUAGUGAGUGAAAUUCAUACACCAGGAAUAUAUUUUUUUUUUAUACAACAUCCCGGUAAUUGUAAUGGCUUAUAAUUGGGAUAAUAGAGUGUAUUUUGCCAUCAAGUAUUUAUAUGAUAUAGAUGGAAAUGGAUACUUGGACGAACGGGAUUUUGCCUGUAUAGCUCUUAGAGCAACCAUCAUUGAAGGAAAAGGUGAAUUUAGUUUCUCGAGAUUACAAGAAUAUCAGCAUAUAAUGUUAAGUUUGUGGGAAGAAAUGGCUGAACUGGCAGAUUUUAACAAGGACCUGUUACAGGACGGUAAAAUAACAGUGGACGAGUUUCGACAAGCUGUGCAGCAGUGCUGCUUGGGUCGAAGGUAUGAAGAUUUCCCGCAAGCAAUGAAAAUGUUUAUCGACUCGAAUUUCAAAAUGAUCGACCUGAACGAUGAUGGUAUCAUUGACGCUGAUGAAUACAGAUACAACUGCAUUACAAAAUUCGCUAUUGACGAUGUAGAAGUGGUUGACGAGGCUUAUAAUAAUUUACUAAGCGAUGAUGACAGAAGAAGAGGCGGAUUGACGUUAUCAAGAUAUCAAGAGCUCUAUGCGGAAUUUUUGGGCAAUCCCCAAGAAAACUGCCCCGCCGCCUACCUCUUUGGACCACUGUCCGAAAUACCUAUGAACGAACUUCUUUAAUCUAUUUACAAAUAAUGUUUAUUAUAACAUUUCUAUUAAUGACUGCUUAAUUUUUAAAUUUAAAAAAUUUUAACUUAUUUAAAACGUUUGUUUCUAUACGCAACCUGCUCUGCACGCCAGUUCUUAUGAUUGCCGAAAUUUAAUUACCAGUGGCGGCGGCACAAAAGAUAUAAACAAUUAAAUAGAUAAUUUAAUGUAUAGAACCAUAUAUUUAUCCGAUGAAGUCUUAGGUACCGUUGUUUCAAAUUUAGCAAUACUAUUAAACUAAAUGAAAUAUAAUUUUUGAAAAGAAAUAAAAAAAGUAAGAACUUCGAUCACAUUUAAAUAAAUCAAUCAAUCAAUUUUAUUGCAUUGAUAACCUAACCUAAUCUAUAAUGAUUAAAAUUUACGAUAAUUGUUUACUUACAGGGCCACACCUCCGAUUUUAUUGAAAAGUUAAUACGUCGUAAUGGGUUUUUUUCUUUUUUGUGGUUCGCAUUACUGUAAAUACUUCAUUGGUGUUGUCUUUUCCUACCGUAACCCUAAGAAUCUAAGGAAUCAAAUAAAAUUAUUGUUCGGUUAGUUAAAUUGGGUUAGGAUACGUUAAUGUAGGAAUAGACAACACUCAUUACGUUUGUGUUGUAUUUGUCGUAUGCCUAUUUGUUUACAGCAACAUGGUUGAUUUGAUCUUGGGGUUUUUGCAAUUUGCUCUCAACAUUACAUUCUUACUAUACUUACAUUUUACAUUAGAUUAACAGUUUUUGUCAAUUUUGCUUACAUUUUUCUUUCAUUUUAUUUACCCCGUUACCCCUAUUUAACUUAUACAGUACAUUUUCUCAAAUUUAUCUCUACCUGAUCGAAAAAAUAUCAUAUUUCCGGUAUUAUUUCAACCCUGAAUGCAACGAUCGGCGUGGCAUAGAGCAGUGGUUCCUAACCUUUUUAAUAUUGUUACCCCUGUGACCUAUUAAGAAAACUGAUUUUACCCUGACCUUAAAAUGUUAUCAAUACAAACAACACAAUCAAAUACAGAUAUCUGUCAUAAUCACAAAUUGCACAUCAGUUUUACAAUUUUAUAUACCUAAACAAUAAAUUAAGCAAAAAUAGUUAGUAUGAUGAUUGGUAUUAUUUUGCAUUUUUCAAUUUUUUUUAUGUUAGCUUUAAUUUCUCUUAAAGCGCAUCGUAAGUCAUGUUCCACAUUUAGAAGGAUUCUGGUUUUUGUUUCUAGUGUAACCAAAAUUUAAAAAGCACUCUCACAUCUAUAGGUGCUGGCAAAGGGUAUUACCAUUUUUAAAGCUCUCUUAGCUAGAGCAGGAUAUUCGGCACCAGUUUUUCGUCAAAAUGAGGUAAGAUCAUAAUUUUGAAAUUCUACUCUGCAAGUAGUAUUCUGGCGUAGUCCAAAAUAUUCCACUUUGGCCGC